This is a messenger RNA of Camellia sinensis, 1246 nucleotides long. Its product is annotated as MATH domain and coiled-coil domain-containing protein At2g05420. NCBI's taxonomy places the organism in Eukaryota, Viridiplantae, Streptophyta, Magnoliopsida, Ericales, Theaceae. Gene Ontology annotation, molecular function: protein binding. The record is from RefSeq and is a predicted model, not a curated record.
UCGGCAAAUGGUUUUAUAAAAGCUUGGCUUCGGUGCGGAGACUAUGCAGUAGACUUUAGCAAGGAAGUGUUCUCCCAAAUCCUGUGGAGACGCUGCAGACAACAUGGAAGAAGGGAAAUCAUGCCAUCCUAUCCCUCCUCUUCACAAUGCCAACUCUGAAGUAACAAGGUAUCUAAGAAAAAUACCACCAGCUCACUUCAUUUUCAAGAUCGAGUCAUUCUCACAACUCUCACAAUUAUUGUCAGAUGCUGAAGUUCAAAAUUGUGAAUCAGACAUUUUUGAAGCCAGUGGCUACAAAUGGUUGAGUUUGAAAUUAUCUUUCUACCCAAAUGGUGACAAAAAAAGAAAAGGGGAAGGACACAUCUCUUUGUACUUGGUAAUCGCAGAAACUAGUAAUUUACCUCUUGGUUGGGAGGUCAAUGUGAACUUCAAAUUGUUUGUGUAUGAUCAAAUUCAAGGCAAGUACAUGACCAUCCAAGAUGCCAAUGGGAAGGUAAGACAUUUUCAUGAGAUGAAAACAGAGUGGGGUUUUGCCCAAUUACUCCCGCUCAGUACUUUCAAUGAUGCUGAUAACGGAUAUCUCAUCUGCGACACAUGUGUUUUGGGAGUAGAAGUUUUUGUUAUAAAUUAUACUGGCAGAGGACAAUCUAUAAACAUACUGAAGGAACUUGACCGUACUUACACCUGGAAGAUUGAUAAUUUCUCAUCUCUAGAUGGUGAAAUUCAGUACUCGGAUGUCUUCAUUUUUGGAAAUCGAAAGUGGAAUUUACGGCUAUAUCCCAAAGGCCGUGUAACUGCAAAGGACAAAUGCCUGUCCCUCUUUUUAGGGUUAAAUGAUUUGAAAACCUUUCCUUCUGAACGGAAAACAUAUGCAAAAUUCAAGAUGCGCAUAAGGAACCAAAACCAUGGCGAGCAUAUGGAAAUUGAAGGUUCCAAUUGUUUUACUUCAAGCUCCAUCUCCUGGGGUACAUCUUCAUUCUUGUCAUUAACUGACCUCCAUGAUGCUUCUAAGGGCUUCCUUGUGAAUGAUACUUUAAUUAUUGAAGCCGAAGUUAGCGUCAUAUCCACAGUGAAGAAUUUCUCCAUGUAAAUAUGUGCGAGGCUUUUAUCCCAGUGAUACAAGGAAGUUAGUAGUAUCCUUGUCCUUUUAAUCUGUUAAUAUCAUCCUGUGCAUGGACACCAACUUAUGAGUUAAGAGACUUUUAUGCUAUGAAAGACUUCUUAUCAUGUGCGAGUUGUUUUUUAA